ACAAUCGUGUUCAAUAUCACACCGUAUUCUUACGAAAAUGCAGAUGUCGUUUCAUGUUGGUGUAAACGAAAUUAUUUUGUUUAACGAAUGGCGUGUAGUAAAUGGGACAGGCGUUGGAUGGUCGAUGUUUGGUAUUAUUCUUUUAACAUCUAUAUACGAAGGGAUAAAAAGCUAUCGUGAUUACUUAUACAUUCAUACAAAACAUAUACAGAAAACUAAUGGAGCAAGAUCUCGAUGGUCUUUGCUCUUUUCCAAAAUACAUAUCCUUCAGACAAUUUUAAACGUCGCACAGCUGAUUAUAGGAUAUUGCCUUAUGUUAAUUUUUAUGACAUACAACGCUUGGCUCUGUAUUGCCGUAGCACUCGGCGCUAUGCUUGGCUAUUGGUUGUUCGCUUGGGAUAAGUUCAACGGUGACAAUAUCGAGUGCUGCUUGUAAAUUCCAUACGAAACGUUUCUCGUAAUGAUACAUAUUUGGCCAUUUUGUUUAACCACCGUUGCUCCAAUACCGUCGUGCUAAUUCAACGUAGCACGGAGUGAGACGUAAAUAUUUUUGUAUCACUUUCAAACAUUGUAUGUAUUGCAUAAUUUAAUUUACAAAAUAUUCAACGAAAAC
Habropoda laboriosa is the source of this 613-nucleotide messenger RNA. Its product is annotated as high affinity copper uptake protein 1-like. The transcript is spliced from 4 exons. Lineage: Eukaryota; Metazoa; Arthropoda; Insecta; Hymenoptera; Apidae. Gene Ontology annotation, molecular function: copper ion transmembrane transporter activity. The record is from RefSeq and is a predicted model, not a curated record. The coding region runs from base 38 to 436 and encodes 132 amino acids. Gene Ontology annotation, cellular component: membrane. Gene Ontology annotation, biological process: copper ion transmembrane transport.